GCCUGAUCGUUGAAACCGAGAUGGCAAGAGAUCAAAAGAUGUCCAUGGCUGCAUCAGAUUAUACCGUUGCCAUGUCCUCCUGCAAGGGUCCGUUACGGUGGCCAUCUGCCCUGCGAAUCUUUCGGAGCAUGGCACCCGCCACCGUGCAGCCGAAGGUCAUCCACUACAACGUAGCCAUGGCUGCCAGUCACUGGCCACGGGCCAUGAGUUUCUUCGAUGACAUGCUCCUAGCACAUCUCCAGCCAAGCUCCGUCAGCUUCAACAGCCUCAACAGCCUGAAGCCACCGUGGCCAAUGGCGCUGCGGUGCGUGGAACGGAUGCAGCAGCAACGAACGGCGCCAGAUGCCUUCAGCUUCAGUUCCGCCAUCGCCGCCGUCGGCGGCGCUUCGCCCGUGGGCGGCGCUUCGCCCGUCUCCGGCUGGCGCUGGGCCCUGCAGCUCUUUGGGGCGGAGAUCCAGGCGUCGAACGUGGCGUUGAAUGCAGCCAUCACCGCGUGUGAAAAGGACAAGCAGUGGCAGCACGCCUUGUUCUUAUUUUACACCACACUGAAGCGGAGUCCUCGGAGUCCUGGCACGUUGGAUGUGAUCUCUGUGAACGCGGCCAUCAGUUCCUGCGAGAAGGUGGGCGCAUGGCAACAGGCGUUGAAGCUCUUCGAUGCCUUGAAGCAAGCGGCUUCGCUGGUGCCAGAUGUGGUGACUUUCAGCGCAGCUCGGAAAGAGACCUUGAGAUUACUGGAAGCUAUGCCAGAAGCAGCGGUUCAGCCAAAUCUCAUUUCCUUCAACUCCACCAUCAGUUCUUGCGAAAAGGCCAGGGAAUGGCAGCGAGCUUUGAGCUUCUUCGAGGCCUUCGAAGUGCUGACGGCCAUGGAGGGAGCGAAGCUGCGAAGCGAUGUCACGUGGAUGGCAUUUGGAUAUGGUGUCAUCGCCUUCAACGCGGCCGUGAGUUCCUGCGAGCGGCGCGUCCAACGAAGAUGGGGUACCCUGGGUACCCGGUACGACGUUCGAGACUACACCAAGUUGAUUUCCUUCUAUGCGCAACAUAACUGGUGGCACAAUGCAUGCGAGCUGUUGGCACAAAUGCCAAAAACUAAAGUUCAGCCGAACGUGUACACUUUCAGUGCUGCUAUCACUACUUGCGAGAAAGCUGGGCAGUGGAAGCAUGCCUUCGAAAUCUGCCAAGACAUGAACCAGCUGCAUGUGGUGCCCAACAUCAUCACCCUGAACGCCGUCAUCAGCUCACAUGGCAAGGGUGCAUGUUGGCAACCAGCUCUAAGUUUCUUCCACCAUCUUCCCAUGCAGGACCUUUCUCCCACAGUCGUGACCUUCGGCGCAGCCCUCAGCUGUUGUGAAAAAGCCACGGCCUGGCGCCACGCCCUGCAGAUCUUCGCACAGAUGGGGCGACCGAAUGUGGUCACCUGUGGCGCCGUCGUGAGCGCCUGCGAAAAGGCCAAGGAAUGGCGCAAGGCGCUGAACGUCUUCGGGCAGAUGGAGGUCUUCGCCAUCCAUCCCAGUCGCAUCACUUUCAACGCCGCCAUCAGCGCCUGCAGCGGUCGCGCUCAGCACGCCCUGCGGCUGUUUCGAGCGAUGCCAAGGGUUCGAGUUCAACCGGACGUGAUCUCUUUCAAUGCCAGCAUCAGUUCCUGCGAAAAGGCCAACCACUGGCAGCAAGCGCUGGAGAUUUUUGAUGAGAUGCUGACAGAACUUCCGCCAGAUGUGAUCACUUGUAGUGCCCUGAUGAGUUGCUGUGAAAAAGCUGGGCAAUGGCAACAGGCCCUACAUCUCUUCAAGACCAUGACAGCAUGGCAGCUGGAGCCGAAUCUCUUCAGUUUCAAUGCUGCUAUCAGCUCUUGCGAGCAGCAGGGGCAAUGGCAACAAGGCAUCAGUUUAUACCUGGCGAUGCUGCAAGGUUCUGUUGCACCUGAUGUGAUCACCUUCAGUGCCCUCAUCAGUUCCUGUGAAAAGGCGAAGCAUUGGCAACUGGCGCUCUGUUUCCUGACCGCCAUGGAAGUUGCCCAGCUCCAGCCAUCAGUGGUGAGCUACACUGCAGCCAUGAGCGCCUGCCAGGGGGCGCAGCACUGGCACCACUCCGCGGCGUUGUUCGAUGCCAUGGGACGCCGCACGGUGCAGCCCAACGCCAUCAGUUUCAGUGCCAUCGUGGCGUCCUGCGAAGCGGGAUGGCGAUGGCAGCCAUUGCCAAAGGUCUUGGAAGAUUUGACGAUGGCCUGGCAGAACUUGACCCUUUUGACAUGUUCAGAAAGUGAAAAGUUGUGGUUGGAAGGUGGUACCAACAUUGGGCAAGAAUCGUGCUACUACUGUGGGCGAGUAGAACAGGGACUGAUUCUCAUCAAACGAAAAGUUGGUGGCGGUUCUUCGAUCGGACAUGAGGGCGUGUACCACCAUGAUUACUUGUCCUACACCGCUUCUAUGAGUCAGAAGGAGUCAG
Messenger RNA from Cladocopium goreaui, 2442 nucleotides. The record is from the annotation of a GenBank genome assembly. Lineage: Eukaryota; Dinophyceae; Suessiales; Symbiodiniaceae.